This is a messenger RNA of Emiliania huxleyi CCMP1516, 1252 nucleotides long. RefSeq lists its product as hypothetical. NCBI's taxonomy places the organism in Eukaryota, Haptophyta, Isochrysidales, Noelaerhabdaceae. The transcript has 7 exons. Bases 23 to 1249 code for a protein of 408 amino acids. The record is from RefSeq and is a predicted model, not a curated record.
GCUCAAUGCGAUCGUGGACACGAUGAUCGGCCUCGUCGUUUUUGCGCUCGUGGUCUUCUUAAUCGGUGCCGUCGUCGCCGCCCGCCGCGUCGCCAAGGUCCCCACAGUCCGUCUCGUCUCGACCAAGCAGCCCCCCGAGCUGAACAUCGGGACCGGCCUCACAUGGCACCUGUUCCUCUCGCACAUCUGGUCGACCGGUCAAGACGCCGUCGGAAACAUCAAGAGUGAGCUCCAGCUGCUGGUGGAUGAUCUGAAGGAUAUUGGUUCGCUGGAGGAGUACAUCCAGCACUCGCAAAUGAUCCUCUUCUUCCUCUCGUGUGGCUACUUCCGCUCCCAGGCGCGCUCUCGCCGCCCUAACUGCCUCCGCGAGAUCCGCUCGUCGCUCGAGAAGGACAAGCCGAUCGUCCUCGUCCAAGAGGCGGACCCUGCAAAGGGCGGCGCGACGCUGCAGGCGCUGCGCGGCGAGUGCCCCGAGGACCUGCAGCCCGACAUCUUUGAAAAGGGCUGGGCGCACACCAUCUACAUGCGAAUUGAGGAGUUCCAGCGCGCGGUGCUCCUCUGCUCGCCCAACUACCUGAACCAGACCUCCCUCCCGCUCUGCGUGCCGGGCGAGCCCGAGAGCCAGCCGCUCGCCUUUGCCAAGGAGACCAUGCUCUGGGCCUCGCCGGCCAACGCGGGUGCACAGGUCUUGGCUGAAGAGAUCGCCACCACUUUUGCCGGUCUCACGAUCUCCACCGCCGAUGCUCGGCCGGCCACCGUCACGCACAUGCUCCUCUACCUCAACGAGGACAGCUUUGUCAGCGACGCGCGGCUGGCCGAGCAGGUCAAGCAGGCGCGCCAGGACAGGCUGAAGAUCGUCAUGGCGCACGAGAACGACCCGGACCUCGGCGGCUGCCUCUUCUCGAGGUUUUUCGAAGUCACCCCGCAGGAGCGGGCUGGGGAGCUCAUCGCCGACGGACUCUACAAGGACCUCGCACGCUCGUGCUUCCCGGGGCCCCACCACCCAGUGUCGCUCGCGCUUCUGGCAAAGGACCUCGGCGCGACUCCCGCUCGGUCGGGCAGCGUCGCAAGCAUGAGCCGCCUCUCGGCCAGCAUCGCCGAGCACGGCAGCCGGCUCGUCCGCAAGAUCAGCCGCAGCAGCUCUGCGACGGCAACCAUCGCGGGCGACGGCACUGGAGGCGAGGCGACGGUCUCGGUGGACUCGGUGGAGCCGGCGGCCUCGGCGGAGGCGGCGCAGGAGCAUGUCUGACUU